AUGAAGCUAUUCGGGUUUUCGGUGACAGAGGACAGUGACCAAGUCGCCAUGAUCAUCGAGAGCAAGAAGUUUGAGUGUCACUACUGUGACCGGAAGUUUAAAAGCUCUCAAGCAUGGGGAGGUCAUCAAAACGCACACAAAAGAGAAAGACAGCUUGAAAGGAUGGCCAUGUUAGAACAUGUUCAACAUCUUCGUCAUCCUCCUCCUAAUCAUGAUCAUCGUGAUCAAAAUCAACUGGUAGCAGCAAGUGUACCCAUAUUCGUUUGUUCUAGUGGGUCCACAAGCAAUAUCAAUGGUGAUCAUGCUGGUGCUGCUCGGGUCCCGUCUGUUGUAGCUCCCAGAAACCCUCACGGCCCGUACUUUAAACAGAUCGAACAGGUUGUUCCCAACACAGAUGAAGGAAAUUAUGUUGAUCUGCGUUUGAGACUUUGA
Molecule: messenger RNA, 432 nt
Organism: Malus domestica (apple)
Lineage: Eukaryota; Viridiplantae; Streptophyta; Magnoliopsida; Rosales; Rosaceae
Product: zinc finger protein GIS2-like
Biological process (GO): negative regulation of abscisic acid-activated signaling pathway
Source: RefSeq, a predicted model, not a curated record